This is a messenger RNA of Prorocentrum cordatum, 693 nucleotides long. Lineage: Eukaryota; Dinophyceae; Prorocentrales; Prorocentraceae. The record is from the annotation of a GenBank genome assembly.
CGGGGGCCGCGCGGAGCGGCGCCCCGCAUUGCCCGUCUUGCACGACUGCGGCGGCGAAUCCAAGCUGUCGCCUCGCGCGCCCAUCUCCGAAACAGGAGAGGCGGGGCCGGCGGAGGACGUCGGCGACGCGGCGACGCCGAUCGCCGCCGGCGAGGAUUCGGACGGGCAGGCGGGGGCGGAGCCCGGCCGGGAGCCCGGCGGGGGCCCCGAGGGCGGCGCGGCGACGCCGACCGACGCCGGCGAGGACUCGGACGAAAACUUGGGGCCAGAGCCCGGCCGGAAGCCUGGCGAGAAGCCCGACGGCGGCGCGGCCGCGCCGAUCGCUGUCGGCGAGUGCCCGGACGGGCAAGCGGGGGCGGAGCCGAGCCAGAAGCGGGGCGAUGAGCUCGGCGAGGCGCCCGACGCGCUGCGCCGCCGCGCCGAUGGAAUCGCCGCUUUGGCAUGCAAGCGUCUGCUUGCAGAGCGGAGGGGGGCCGCGCGGCCGCGCCCGCUGGCGCCGGCCAACGCAUGGCCGAAGGCGGCCCAGAUUCAACUGAGCCGGCGGCAGCGGGCCGAUGAGCAGCUCCAAGUAGCCAAGCAUGCACUGCUGGCGCGGCCAUGGUUCGACGACGACCAGACGAAACCAGAGCGGGCGGCGGCCGCUGCGCGCCCGGCGCCGGCAGAAGCCGAGAAGGCCUUCGAGACAGCGGCGAG